Molecule: messenger RNA, 556 nt
Organism: Eublepharis macularius
Lineage: Eukaryota; Metazoa; Chordata; Lepidosauria; Squamata; Eublepharidae
Product: zinc finger protein ZFP2-like
Exons: 1
Coding region: 1-489 (162 amino acids)
Source: RefSeq, a predicted model, not a curated record
AUGCACCAGAGAAACCACACAAGAGAGAAACCAUAUAAAUGUGUGGAGUGCGGAAAGAGCUUUUGCCAGAGGGGCAACCUUAUUGCCCAUCAACGUAUCCACACAAGGGAGAAACCAUAUAAAUGUGUGGAAUGUGAUAAGAGCUUCUGUCAGAGUGCCAACCUUACUGCCCAUCAACGUAUGCACACAGGGGAGAAACCAUAUAAAUGUGUGGAGUGUGGAAAGAGCUUUGCUCAGAUUGCAAACCUUACUAUCCAUAGACGUAUCCACACAGGGGAAAAACCAUAUGAAUGUGCAGAGUGUGGGAAGAGCUUUGCUCAGAUUGCAAACCUUACUGCCCAUAGACGUAUCCACACAGGGGAAAAACCAUAUGAAUGUGCAGUGUGUGGGAAGAGCUUUGCUCAGAGUAUACACCUUAUGGUCCAUCAGCGUACCCACACAGGUGAAAAACCAUAUAAAUGCAUGGAGUGUGAGAAGAGCUUUGCUUAGAAUGUCCAUCUUACUGUCCAUCAACGUAUCCAUACAGGAGAGAAACCAUAUAAAUGUGUGGAGUGUG